UCUAGGUUUGAAAACCCCUGAUAUAAUAUAUCCAGAAAACGUUUCCAAAAUGUAAGCGAGAAGUUGAUCAUUUCAGGGACCGCUCCACUCAGAGGCCUCCCUCACAGUGUAGACCUCUCCGCUCGCCUGCAGGCGUCCCCCUCUGCGCCUGUCAUAUGAUCAGCUUCCCGUUUGUUUGUGUUCAUGCAGCAAGCUAACCGCUUCCCACUAUGAAACCUCCGCAUCUCUAUCCAAACUAAACCUGUAAUCAACACCGAUCCCACCUCAAUCACUCAACCAGAGCCUGCAGAGUCCACACAGACAGAUCAGAGGGAUUCAAAGCUUUAAAAACGGGGUUAUAAUGUCGAUCGAGUACGAGCAGCAGCUAGCCGGAAGCCUGGUGGACUCUUUCCCUAAAGAUUUCGGCUACGGCGUGGAAAACAUGGAUAUGAUGCAGGAAAACCUGGAAAACUCUCCGUCUGCAGACAAUAAACCCAGAAUCCUGCUGAUGGGACUGAGGCGCAGCGGGAAAUCCUCCAUCCAGAAGGUGGUGUUUCAUAAGAUGUCCCCAAACGAGACACUCUUCCUGGAGAGCACCAACAAGAUCUGCAAGGAUGAUAUCUCUGGCAGUUCCUUUGUAAAUUUUCACAUAUGGGACUUUCCAGGGCAGGUGGACUUUUUCGACCCUACAUUUGAUUAUGAGAUGAUUUUCAGGGGCACCGGCGCGUUGAUUUUCGUCAUCGAUGCUCAGGAUGACUAUGUAGAAGCAUUAGGCCGGCUACAUUUGACGGUGUCGCGAGCGUUCAGGGUGAACCCGGAGAUCAAUUUUGAGGUGUUUAUACACAAGGUGGAUGGUUUAUCAGACGAUCAUAAGAUAGAAACGCAGAGAGACAUUCAUCAGAGGGCUAACGAUGAUCUAGCCGAUGCCAGUCUGGAAAAGCUUCACCUCAGUUUCUAUCUCACCAGCAUCUAUGAUCACUCGAUAUUUGAGGCCUUCAGUAAGGUGGUCCAGAAACUCAUCCCUCAACUGCCCACUCUGGAAAACCUCCUCAACAUAUUCAUUUCUAAUUCUGGGAUUGAGAAAGCGUUCCUGUUCGAUGUGGUCAGUAAGAUCUACAUCGCCACGGACAGCUCUCCAGUGGACAUGCAGUCAUACGAGCUCUGCUGUGAUAUGAUCGAUGUCGUCAUUGACGUCUCAUGUAUUUACGGCCUAAAAGACGACAGCAGCAGUAACGCUUAUGAUAAGGAGUCUCUGGCCAUCAUAAAGCUGAACAACACCACAGUGCUUUACCUGAAGGAGGUCACCAAGUUCCUGGCUCUGGUCUGCAUCCUGAGAGAAGAGAGCUUUGAGAGAAAAGGUUUGAUAGACUACAACUUCCACUGCUUUCGAAAGGCCAUCCAUGAGGUAUUCGAGGUGAGCAGCUCCACCCAGAGGACAGGAGUGGCGGUGCAGUCCAGCCCCCCCAGCUGCAGCGGUAACGGCCUGGCCCGACUCAAAUCCUCAGCGCUGAACGGUACACCCAGGAGCCUGGUUUAACCCAGGACACACGGACCUCUAAGAACACAGGGCCUUCACACUAGUGCGCUGAACGUGCACUAACGUACACGUGAGAUUACUGGAGCGUCUCUCUACUUAUACCUGCUGUUCCAGGACAUGAGAGACACAACAGGACACUCAUACAGGACAGACUACAUUGCUGCUUUUUUAUGAUAUUUUGAUGUGUGUGAGAGAGAGAGAGUGAGAAUGUGUGCAGAUGCAGCAUCAGCUGUUAUAAUGGGGGAAAUGGGAAAACUUUAGCCAACAUAAUGAGGCACAAUUAAAUGAUUAAAUGGUAAAUACAGUCUCAAAACUAUAUCAUUAUGUGUUUAUGGUGGCCAAAAGUGCUGUCUAGAUAGGGUGCUCACUAAGUUUUGAGACGCAUUCCAUCUUUCAGAAGUUUGAGGGUGAAUUUUACAAAAAAACAUGUUCAAGUAACAUUUCACAAACAAAUCAAAAUGGGGGAAAAAAAGGCUUAAAUUAUGCCUAUUUUUAGGUGCAUUAAAUAUGUUUGCAUUGUGAUAAAACGCAUUUUACCCAAAUUCUCAUUGCCAUAAUAGGUCAGAAAAUUUUACUAUUUUUAUUUUUUGUAAUUCAUAUUCACAAUUUUUUUUUCAAUUGUCAUUACUUUAAUGCAGUAUUUUAAUUGUAUUACAGUAAAAAACUGUAAACUUUAUUUAAAUUAGUAUAAACGUUGUAUGAUAAAGACCAUGUAAUUCCUUACCAUUCAAUAUAAUAUAUUUUAUUUAUUUUUUUCACUUUUUUUCACUU
Messenger RNA from Onychostoma macrolepis, 2287 nucleotides. It is a transcript of the gene rragcb, whose product is annotated as Ras-related GTP binding Cb. The transcript is spliced from 7 exons. Gene Ontology annotation, cellular component: lysosome; nucleus; Gtr1-Gtr2 GTPase complex. The record is from RefSeq and is a predicted model, not a curated record. The coding region runs from base 341 to 1516 and encodes 391 amino acids. NCBI's taxonomy places the organism in Eukaryota, Metazoa, Chordata, Actinopteri, Cypriniformes, Cyprinidae. Gene Ontology annotation, molecular function: GTPase activity; GTP binding. Gene Ontology annotation, biological process: positive regulation of TOR signaling; cellular response to starvation; regulation of autophagy.